Molecule: messenger RNA, 270 nt
Organism: Prunus armeniaca (apricot)
Lineage: Eukaryota; Viridiplantae; Streptophyta; Magnoliopsida; Rosales; Rosaceae
Source: the annotation of a GenBank genome assembly
AUGAAGAACCCCAACAUGUCUCAUCAUUUUUCAGAUUCAUCUUCUGAUUCGACAAAUGAGCACUUUUGGGAUCUUGUUGAUUCAAAGUCUGAUGAAGAACUAGAAAUGUUGGAAGUGGUUGCUUUGCAAAAGGAACAAGAGAUGUGGAAGGAGAAACGAGUAAACAUCAUGGUGCUGUCCAAGGUCAUGCAUAUAUCGACAGAGGACGACUACAAGGGCACCAAAGACUCUAUGAUGAUUAUUUUGCUGAGAAUCCUAAGUACUCUCUAG